This is a messenger RNA of Drosophila mojavensis, 2848 nucleotides long. Its product is annotated as putative phosphatidate phosphatase. The record is from RefSeq and is a predicted model, not a curated record. Gene Ontology annotation, biological process: phospholipid dephosphorylation; signal transduction; phospholipid metabolic process. The transcript has a single exon. Gene Ontology annotation, molecular function: phosphatidate phosphatase activity. NCBI's taxonomy places the organism in Eukaryota, Metazoa, Arthropoda, Insecta, Diptera, Drosophilidae. The coding region runs from base 886 to 1971 and encodes 361 amino acids.
AGGCGCAGUCACAGUCACAGUCACAGUCAGAUUUCGUCGCCCAAGCAAACCGUCAGCGUCGUCGCGUAGCUCCGGCUAGACCACGAAGCGAACACGGCCAACGAGAUUGUUGCCCAGGAAACCCACAGCCCACAGGCAAAACAAAAAAGAAAAGGCAAACAGCUAAGCCAGAGACGAACGACUGACAGUGGCAUUUCAGGCCAAUUGAUUUAAUUUUCCACUCCGACAAAAUGCGCGCGCUAAUACUUUGAAAAACUAUUCCGACGAGCUAUUAAGGCCGCUUCACAGCUUCCCAGAAACAAUAGAAAAUUGCUUUUGACGCGAGCUCUGAAAAUCGUGACGCCUGUUUUGAAAGCAACUCGAGUUGAUAAAUCUACGAAAAUAAAUGAAAACGCAAUUUGUGACUGCCAAGUGCCAAAAAGUGAAUGAACAACGAGUCGCUCUUGCGAACAUUUAUGUUGAUUAAAGCUCUUAGCCGACGAUGCUAUAAGGCAUGCCGAUUGUGUAGAUCAGCGAGUGCUUAAGUGAUAAGGCAGCCAAUAAACAAUUUCAAAACAAAAUAGAUGCUGUUUGCCGAACAGUCAAAAUCAGUUCCAUAGGACAGACAGUCAUCACAUAUUCGGAGUGACUCCGAAUAUAAAAUACUUACGAUAGCGGUGCACUAAUGAGAGAUCCCAAAUGGGAAAACUUUAUAAUAAUUGAUUUGAAAUUAGUUCAACAUUUACUCCGAAUCAACUCCGAAUUAACUCCGAAUUAACUUUUAAAUGACUCCUAAUUAAUUCUGAAGUAAUUUCCAAUAAGCUCCUAACCUGCUCCGAGUUUACCCAGAGCAUACUCCGAAUUAACUCCGAAUCUACUCCGAAUUAGUUCCGAACCAACGCAAUCAUGCGCACGUUCAAGCGCGGCUUCUUCUGCUCGGACCUGUCACUGCGCUACCCAUACCGCGAGUGCACCAUCACAGUGCCCAUGCUGUUGGUCAUGAUGCUGCUGCUGCCGAUGCUCUUCAUCAGCGUGGUGGAGAUAAUGCGCCGCUGCAGGCACCUGCGCAUGCGGAAAUACCUGCGCAAUCUGUGGCGCUCGCAGGCGACGUUCAGCUUCGGCUUCAUCGCCACCUUCCUGACCACGGAGCUGGCCAAGCACGUGGUGGGGCGACUGCGUCCGCAUUUCUACAGUGCCUGCCAGCCGCGGCUGCACGACGGCUCGAGCUGCGCGGAUGCCCACAAUGCGGACGUGUACGUGCAGCAGUUCUACUGCAGCAACCGCAACCUCUCCUCGCAGCAGAUACGCGAGCUCCACGUGAGCUUUCCCAGCGCGCACAGCAGCCUCAGCUUCUACUCCAUGUGCCUGCUGGCCUUCUACGUGCACAGCGUGUGGCAGGGGCGGGGCAGCGUGCGCGUCAUACGCCACAUACUCCAGUUCCUGCUGCUCAUGGCCGCCUGGUACGUCUCGCUGAGCCGCGUCGCCGACUACUGGCACCACUGGUCGGACGUGCUGGCGGGCGCCUUACUGGGCGUCGUCUAUGCGACGAUCACGGCUAUUUAUGUGGGCGAUCUGCUGCAUGUGCGACCCCACGCGGCCAGUCCCGUUGCUCUGGGCUACUUGAGCGCGCCGACCAACUGCGCUGGCUGCCACCAUCGGCACCGCCAUCUACACCACCAGCUGCUGGCCGAGAAUAACAAUUCGACGACUUCGAACAAGGUGCACUUCUUAGCGGGCGCUGCGGUUGCGGCUGCGGCUUCCGACACGGCCGCGUCGCUGGACUAUGGACCCAACAACGUCGUUGAUCAGGCCGAUCGCGAUAUCGAGCACGCAGUCAACGUCGACUGCGACUGCGACAGCAGCAACGGCAGCAACGGCGGCGAUGACAGCGACAGCGACAGCGACGGCGGCAACAAGCCGCCCACAUCACGUUCCGCAACGCCACCGCCCAGUGGAGCAGGGCUGCCGUUGAGCUUGCCAAAUGCUGUCUAAGCCGACAGAUCCGGCAGAGAUGGGGACCCAUAGGCUGAAGCUAUUUCGACUAUUUUUCCAUUAGAAAUCGAAGCUAACCAAAAUGUGAUAAGCGCGCGGCGCGCUGUUUACCUGAUAUGCACAUGCCGCAUGCCGUUAAUGAUUUACGAAAUCCGACGUUGUGCAACGGCCGCUCGCACCGUGGGCACGGAACGCAAACGGCGACACAAAAUAAUUCUUAUCAAAGCGUAAAUGCACAGAUGGCCAGCAGUUCGUCCUCAUAGCGACUCCUCAGUAGCUCAGCCGCUCUCGCAGCGUUUCGCAAUCACACCCAUUGUAGAGUAGCCCGAAUCAGAGAUAUACUGGCUCAGCAGCUGCAGCUCCUUCGGCGCUUGGCGGCUGCCGCUUGUUUGUUAGUAAACAAUGCCGCAGCUGCCGCUUUGAAAUGAGCAGACGGCGGCCCGCGGCCCGCUGCAGCGGGCUGCCCAAUCAGCUGAUACCAUCUUCAGGCAGCGACGUCGGCGUCGGCAUCGCAUAGUUUUGAGUCGAUAAGGCAGCAAAAACAUUGUACAAAGUAAAAGUAAGUCAAGUCGCCAGAGUCCAACCAACUGCGCAAUACUCGUUCAUGGUGCCUCGAUGAUUCGGUUUGCCGAACCUAUAUGAAAUGAGGGUAUGCACGAGCAGAUGUUCUCAAAUUCCACAGCAAGAAACCUAUAUACUCGGUUAAGCAGCAAUGUAAUGUCAUCUAAAAUGUUCUAGCUGUAGUUUGCGUUAAAGAUUUAUUAGUGCUCGAGUCGAAUGAUUUAUGAACAGAUUUAUGAUAAUUAUUUGUUUUAUGUUAAUUAUGUUUAGUGUUUGUUUGUCGAUUCCUUCAAAUAAAUUAAUUACUGCAAUAUGA